Messenger RNA from Debaryomyces fabryi, 315 nucleotides. RefSeq lists its product as uncharacterized. The record is from RefSeq and is a predicted model, not a curated record. The transcript has a single exon. The coding region runs from base 1 to 315 and encodes 104 amino acids. Gene Ontology annotation, cellular component: FANCM-MHF complex; Fanconi anaemia nuclear complex. NCBI's taxonomy places the organism in Eukaryota, Fungi, Ascomycota, Pichiomycetes, Serinales, Debaryomycetaceae. Gene Ontology annotation, biological process: resolution of meiotic recombination intermediates; replication fork processing. Gene Ontology annotation, molecular function: chromatin binding; protein heterodimerization activity.
AUGGCUCCAGUAACAGAGGUGGACCCGGAUACAGUGUCCCAAUUGAAAUCUGCUAUCUACUUAAUGGUUUCCAAAAUGGUGGAACAGGAUUUAACCCAUAUUGACAAAGAUAUCUCUGCGACACCAACGUUUGUAGCGUCGCUUGUGGAAUUGGUCUAUAAUCAGCUUUUGAACCUUGGGGAAGACUUAGAGCUUUUCGCAAACCAUGCCGGGAGAUCCACUAUCAAACCGGCUGACUUGUACAUGGUUACCAGGAAGAAUGAUAUAUUGACUAAUGUAUUAAAGGAGUAUGAGGAAACUCAGAUAGAUAAAUAG